Sycon ciliatum is the source of this 2145-nucleotide messenger RNA. Its product is annotated as E-selectin-like. The record is from RefSeq and is a predicted model, not a curated record. Lineage: Eukaryota; Metazoa; Porifera; Calcarea; Leucosolenida; Sycettidae.
UUUCUUUCAUAAGUGAGUUGAGCCCUACACCGUAACACUUUAGUGUAGGAUGCGGAUCCCCGUAGUUCGGCAUUUCACGGCCUCAAAGCUUGGAGAGCGGAUUUUUCUAUUUUUAGAGCGGAUGGGAUGGCCGAAGAACAGAUUGGACUGGUCCGCCGAAAAUACUUCUGUUAUGAACAGAAGCGACGAGCAGCAAGAACAUUCUCGGAGAUUUCCGACUUUGGUGUGACCUGAGUUCAAGUGUAAACAGCAUUACGACCGAACUGGGAGGCGAAUUUUGUCGUCCAGGCUGACCGCUGGUGAGCAGAGAGGGAGUCUCAGUCUGAUAUUUGCACCUGCAGCAUUGUCAUAAACGACAUCAGGAUCACAUCAAACUGGCUUGGUAACAUGUUGCUGAGACUUUGCCUAGCCCUGGCAGCUGUGUGCAUCAUUGAUAUGUCGAGCACUGAAGGAGCUAACCCUGACCUUCAGCCUCAGAAAUCCUGGAGGUGUGCCUCUACACCGUCAACACUAUAUUUACCAAUCUUUCCCGACCCUAAAACUCAGACGUGGCGCAAUGCAGGAUACACAUUUGAUGAUGCUGAGAGUAACUGCAGGGACCGAGGACUUACCCUGCUGCCGAAACAGCUUCAUGACCAGGCCUGCCUCACUAAGUACUUUGAAUACUUGACAUCGAUAUUUUAUUCACCAAACGUUCCCCAACUUGCUGCUCAGACACCUUGUACUAACAACAGGACAAAGUAUAACGCAUGCCAUCGCCAUCAGUUGAAUAAGCGCCACAGCAAUUGGACGUUAUUGGACUUGCCAUGUACACAUGGUGUCCUCUUCCUGUGCUAUGAAUCAGGGAAUCGCUGUCCCUUGUUUUCACCACUUCCAUUCGGAUAUGCCAGCUACGAGAAUGAUGGAAGGCAGCCUGGAUCACAUGUACACUUUAAUUGCAUGGACGACUAUGACAUGACUGGAGAAAAAACAUUGACAUGCUUGGAAAACGCAACAUGGAAUGGUACUGCCCCAGUCUGCUGGAAAGACCGGCAGUGCAGGAGUCUUUCUAUUCCAGUGAACGGCCACCGAGAAUACACAGCAGGAACGCAGCUCAACUCCAUUGCUCGAUUCCGAUGUGAAGACGGAUAUCACCUGAACGGCAGUGCUAUGGUAGUGUGUGCGGGGAACUUCACCUGGAAUGGUUCAGAGCCAGUAUGUGAAAGGAAUCGCUGUCCCUUGUUUUCACCACUUCCAUUCGGAUAUGUCACCUACGAGAAUGAUGGAAGGCAGCCUGGAUCACAAGUACACUUUAAAUGCAUGGACGACUAUGACAUGACUGGAGAAAAAACAUUGACAUGCUUGGAAAACACAACCUGGAAUGGUACUGCCCCAGUCUGCUGGAAAGACCGGCAGUGCAGGAGUCUUUCUAUUCCAGUGAAUGGUCACCGAGAAUAUACAGCAGGAACACAGCUCAACUCCAUUGCUCGAUUCCGCUGUGAGGAUGGAUAUCGCCUGAACGGCAGUGUUGUGGUGCAAUGUGCGGGGAACUUCACCUGGAAUGGUUCAGAGCCAGUAUGUGAAAAUCAACGCUGCAGAAGCCUGAGCAUCCCUGCCAAUGGUCAUCGUCUCUAUCAGAAUAGUACAUGGUUGUACUCCAUUGCUAGGUUUGACUGUGAAACAGGUUAUACACUCAAUGGCAGCUCUGUGUUACACUGUGGACAAGACCUGAACUGGAAUGCUUCUGAGCCGAAAUGUCAGAAAGCAUAUCAACGCUGCAGAAGCCUGAGCAUCCCUGCCAACGGUCAUCGUCUCUAUCAGAAUAGUACAUGGUUGUACUCCAUUGCUAGGUUUGACUGUGAAACAGGUUAUACACUCAAUGGCAGCUCUGUGUUACACUGUGGUCCUGACCUGAACUGGAAUGCUUCUGAGCCGGAGUGCCAGAAUGUAUCUAAUCAAUGUGAGCCAAUCCAAAGGGCAAACUGCACCUCGUUUUACAGCCAAGAGCGGCUAGCUGGAUCAGAAGCCAUGGUGGUAUGCAGUUCCUUCACUGGAAACAUCUUAGCGCUGCAUACAGACAGCAGAACACUGCUUCAUCGCCUCUAUUGCAAUGAGAGUUUGGAGUGGAUCAAUGUUUCAGAGUACCUCACUGGCGUCGAAUCUGGU